Messenger RNA from Anthonomus grandis grandis, 1766 nucleotides. It is a transcript of the gene Pka-C3, whose product is annotated as cAMP-dependent protein kinase catalytic subunit 3. Gene Ontology annotation, biological process: protein phosphorylation. Bases 303 to 1403 code for a protein of 366 amino acids. Gene Ontology annotation, molecular function: ATP binding; protein serine/threonine kinase activity. The transcript is spliced from 8 exons. The record is from RefSeq and is a predicted model, not a curated record. Lineage: Eukaryota; Metazoa; Arthropoda; Insecta; Coleoptera; Curculionidae.
UCUCUUGCCCGAUCUCCCCUGAAGUUUAUUUUAUAUAUUCUUUUUUUUCUCUGUAAAUAAUAUUUUAGGUCUGCGAUCGUGAGCUGAAACGAAAUUGAAUUUUCAUCGUCAGUUCGCGUGCGUUCGGUACAGGCUGCGGUCGUACGAGAUCCGAUCGAGAUAUACACGUGCGUCGUGGUACUUUCAUUUUUCACUUUUUCUCGGAAGCUGCUACGGUGAUUGGGGUUUUUGUCGUAUUUCUUCUUUCUUAAGUGGUGUUUGAGAGAGGAAGACCAGUUAGGCUAGACAGAGGAGAAGACGAUAUGGCCGAGUGGGUGAAUGGAGUGAUCAGAACUCGCCAAGAGAGCACAGACAGUUUGGAUUCGUCAUCUGCCAGGACCAAUUCAGAAACCGAGUAUGAAAACUGUUCGUCCGACUCCGAAGAAAACAAUAAAGACGAUAGCACCAGGAGCGGAUUUGAUAUCGAUGAUUUUUCCAUCAUCAAAACCAUCGGUACGGGUACAUUUGGGCGUGUACUCUUAUGCAAAAACAAACAUACCGAAGAAUAUGGCGCAAUGAAAAUACUUUGCUUGGCCGACGUCAUACGGUUGAAGCAAGUUGACCACGUCAAGAACGAGAAGAAUAUUCUUCAGGAAAUCCGAUACCCGUUUGUGGUUAAUUUAUUAUGGGCUAAUAGAGACGAGACCUGCAUCUACAUGCUUUUCGAGUACGUAUGCGGGGGCGAACUCUUUUCCUACCUAAGAAAUGCCGGCAGAUUCUCCACCUCCACCGGCAACUUUUAUAGUGCCGAAAUCGUAUCCGCUCUAGAAUAUUUACACGUAAAAAAUAUCGUUUAUAGAGACCUAAAGCCAGAAAACUUACUGCUUGACAAGGAAGGACAUUUAAAAAUAACCGAUUUUGGGUUUGCCAAGAAACUGACAGACCGGACGUGGACUUUGUGUGGUACCCCGGAAUAUUUAGCUCCAGAGAUCAUACAGAGCAAAGGACACAAUAAGGCAGUAGACUGGUGGGCGUUAGGAGUUCUCAUAUAUGAAAUGUUAGCAGGCUACCCACCAUUCUACGAUGACAACCCCUUUGGAAUAUACGAGAAAAUCCUCAGUGGUAAAAUAGAGUGGGCGAAACACAUCGAUCCCGUGGCCAAAGACCUCAUUAAAAAACUCUUGGUUCAAGACAGGACUAAAAGAUUGGGCAACAUGAAGUGUGGAGCCGAUGACGUGAAAAGACAUCGUUGGUUCAAGGGGAUUGACUGGCAAGACGUUGUCCAAAGAAAACUUAUUCCUCCGAUAGUGCCAAAAAUCAUGUAUGAAGGGGAUACUAGCAACUUUGACGAAUACCCCGAGGGAGAUUGGAAAAAUGCCAGAACAUUAGAAGACGAAGAACUGAAAUUGUUUGAGGAUUUCUGAUUUUUCGUUUUUGCUGAAAUUAGUACCAGUGUUACCUUGUGGGUAUUAUACCUGAAGUCAUUUUAGUCCUAUUCAUAUAUUGCCAUAUUAAAGAAAAAAACGGAGUGGGAGGGGGUUUUCUGCAACGUGCUGAUGCCUUAAAGUAAAAAAAAAACGUUGAUUGUGAUAUAUUGUUUAGUUUUUUAAGUGUUUUUAUAUAGUUUUAACCACUUUUUUGUACAUAAAAGUAAAUUUUAUUUAUUAGUAUGUAAGAUAAAUUGUUUGUUUGCUUUUGUUCUUUUUUUGUAGGAUUUCUUAUAAUAUAGUGAAAAUGUUAGUUUUAUUAACAUGUACUUCUUCUUUUGUAAUAAAAUAUUUAAAGUU